AUGUCCACCACCAACGCCAGAAGGGGUGACAGCCCUCUCAAGUCCAACACUGCCCUAAAAGAAGGCACCCUCGAACUUCCCAACGAACUCAUCCACCUCGUCCUCGAAUAUCUCUCACCCCUCGACGUCCUCUCAGCCGGACGCACAUGCCACCACAUGCGCGAAGUCGUCAACGACCAAGCGAAACGCCUCACUCGCCUCAUCGUCCGCCGCGAACGGACACGCAUGGCCGCAGGCCUCGUCAUGUCCGGUGCCUCCCUCGUCGGAGCCAUCCGCUCCUGGAUCCUCCAUCAUGGGCCUCAGGCAGAGCGGAGUUUCCACGCCACGGCCCUUAGGAUUGCGAAUAACUACGUCCGCGCCAACGGUAUCGACGUGAGAGAUACGGGGUAUCGAGGAGAUCACUUGUUCUUCGCUCGACUCGUCGAGUAUCUUCUGCAUGUGAAUUACAUGGCGGGCCAUAGAGCGCGGGAUCCGGAGGGCGAGGAGGGUCUCGACGAAUAUGCUCUCGUUCGGUUAUCCCCGAGCACCAACGUUCUCAAGAGCGUCGCUCGAUGCAGCUUGACCAGCAUGGAGAGCCGCACGUGCCUCUGCCUCUUGUGCUCUCCUUAUCGCGAGGGGAUUUGCUGCUGGGUCGAGACGGCCGUUGUCGACUUCAGGAAGACCGGCUGGAAGAACGAAGUUCACCCCCUUGCGUUCUGGCGGGAUCUCAGCAGCCCCGUGACGGAGAUUCUCGUCAGCGAGGAGGAGUGGUUGGAUAUGGUCCGCAGCAUCCUCGCGGAGUCUCUGGAAGAUCCCACCGACAAGGAGAAGCGCGAGAUGCACAAUGCUCUAGUCUCGCAGAUCCGGCAAGGUUUCGGCAAGAUGCGUCGGGAUAUCGUCAAGGAGUUCAUCACGUUGGCGGAGUUGCCUAAGCAGCGUCGUGGAGGGGAGAUGAAGAUCCUCAUACCCGGUAUGGACGUCAGCAAGAAGAAGCACUCUUUGUCGCUGGGGAGCAGGCAGAUGGCGUGCGAGACGUUGGGGGUGCGCGCCGCGAAGGAGUUCUGUCUGCAUUUGGGCCGUGCAUUGAAAGGAGAGAAGAAGUUAUUGGAUCCGGAGAAUCGAUAUUUAGUGGCUGUCAUGUAUGAGGAGUUACGUUUGGUAUCGGGAGAGUUCAUGCUGAUGGAUGAGUAUCGGGAGGGGAGUUUCGAGUCGUUCUUGGGAUGA
Zasmidium cellare ATCC 36951 is the source of this 1203-nucleotide messenger RNA. RefSeq lists its product as uncharacterized. The coding region runs from base 1 to 1203 and encodes 400 amino acids. The transcript has a single exon. Gene Ontology annotation, molecular function: protein binding. The record is from RefSeq and is a predicted model, not a curated record. NCBI's taxonomy places the organism in Eukaryota, Fungi, Ascomycota, Dothideomycetes, Mycosphaerellales, Mycosphaerellaceae.